CUACUAGAACAUCCCUGUUUAGGUGAGGGAGGGGGGCCAUCUGCACGCUUUAAACUGCGUUUGUUUGGGAUUACAUCACAUCACAUGUGAGAAGCUUCGGAGCAGGCAAGAAAGACACCAAAAUCUGAGAUCCUGUCUCUGCGUCACCAAGCCUUGGUUCGAUUUCAGAGCUACUAAAACAAGGAGGGAAACACUCGAUCCUCUCAUACUGGUUACAAAUCAAGACGACCAACUGGAACAAAGGCUGACAUCAUGACACAGGGCAAGCUUUCACUUGCUAACAAGUCCACUGAGGGCGCCUCCAGUGAACAGGCCUUUGUGGCACCAUCUCCUCCAACAUAUGAGGAAGCUACAGAAAGUACGGGCAUCAGUGCUCCAUGCUACAAUGAUGUGGAGAUGCUUACAGAAUUCACCUGGGAUGAUCGCAACAUCAGGAGAGUCUUCAUCCGUAAGGUGUACACCAUUUUGUUGAUCCAGCUACUGGUGACUUUAGCUAUUGUGGCUCUUUUUACAUUCUGUGACCCCGUAAAGGAUUACAUUCAAACAAACCCUGGGUGGUACUGGGCAUCAUAUGCUGUGUUCUUUGUGACUUACCUGACUCUGUCAUGCUGCUCUGCACCAAGGAGACGGUUUCCCUGGAAUCUGAUUCUACUUUCCAUCUUUACUCUUUCUCUGGCCUACAUGACAUCGAUGCUGUCCAGUUUCUAUAACACCAAGUCAGUUGUGAUGUGCCUAGGCAUCACAGUAGUAGUCUGUCUCCUGGUCACAGUCUUCAGUUUCCAAACUAAGAUCGAUGUUACUUCAUAUCAAGGAGUACUCUGUAUCUUCUGCAUGGUUAUGUUCAUCUCCGGACUGUUCCUGGCUUUUGUCCUCCCUUUUCAUUAUGUACCUUGGUUGGAUUCGGUAUAUGCUGUGCUUGGAGCUAUUCUAUUCACUAUGUUUUUAGCAUUUGACACCCAGCUCCUAAUGGGCAACAAGCGAUAUACCAUGAGCCCAGAGGAAUACAUCUUUGCCUCUCUCAACAUCUACCUUGAUAUUGUGUAUAUCUUCUCAUUUUUCCUUCAAAUCGCUGGCACCAAACGGGAAUAAACACAUUUCUACAAGUGGCAUACCAGUGUGGCAUUUUUAUGGAAAAUUAAUCAGAAUACAAAUUGAUUCAUUAUUACAACAAAAAAAAUUGCAUUUUAAAAAAUGUAUUAACACAUCUAUUCACACAAAUCCUUGUCCAUUUAAAAUUAAUAGUUAAUUUUAUCCAAAGGACUUCGUAAGUUGGUGCAUGAGUAGCAAAAACUAAAGUCAAAGUCAAAACCUUCUUUUAUGAGCCGAAGUUAGGACACAUUUAAGCCUGUAACUCAAGGUAGCAAAUUAGCUAUACCAACUGAAAUCACUACAUCUUUUUCCAUUCAUAGUUGAUAAACUACAUUGGCAGUGAUGACGUAAAGCUGUUUAUGUAUGUGAAACUUGUAGCUUUAGAGUCUCAUUAGGAUGUAUUGAAAUCUAUAAAACAAAAUGCAUGAGUGCUAUGAAUGAUAUUCUAUGCUGAACUCGGUCAUUCCAUCUCUAGAAAAAUGAGUGUUAACUGUUGCUUUCACGAGUGAAGACACAAGUUUAUCUUUAAUAGCUUUAAACGUGUUAGUGGUUAUCCUGUGUUUUUCUUUACAUCUGAUCUUGUCUUGUUACUGUGAAUUUCAAGAAACCUCCUCUGUACUGUAACACUUAAAAAAAAGUUUGUUCUGAAAUAUAAAAGACAAUCUUAUUAAGUUUCUGUUGGCCUAAGGACUAUGUUACUCAUCUUUUUUUUCUUGUCUGUCUAUUCCAUUUAAUUUUUAUAAAGCUGUUUAUGUCUAAACAGUUUAACAGACCUCACAUUCACUGUAAUCAUUCUGUUUUCGAGCUUGUUUAGUAUUAGUAUUAUUAGUAGUAUAACAAAAGUAUUUAAUGAAUUUGAAAUAUUUUAGGAUUUGUUUGUUUAUCAAACUUUACAAAUGCCUUUUAAUUCUAUGACUGUACACGUAACAGUGCCAAACAAACAGAUUUGUUAUAUGUUUUGAUAACAUAUUUUUGGAAGGAUGAUAAAGCUAUUGUUCAGAUUUAAAUGUUUAUUUUGUAUGAAGUACAGUAUUUUUAAAGAAAGAUAAAUAAAUUGCAAGCUUGAUUUAAAAGAAUGGGUAUAAACAACUUUUUACUUGGUUUAUUACUUGAUUGCUGUACAUUAGAAGUGACUAAUACAUAUCAUUGCAGAAUUGCUGUUAUUCAAGACAUGUCUAAAAAACUGGUCAUAGGUCUUCCUUGUUUCAAUAAAUUGUUCUCAAACACCAAA
Oryzias latipes (Japanese medaka) is the source of this 2320-nucleotide messenger RNA. It is a transcript of the gene slc61a1, whose product is annotated as solute carrier family 61 member 1. Gene Ontology annotation, biological process: negative regulation of apoptotic signaling pathway; molybdate ion transport. Gene Ontology annotation, molecular function: molybdate ion transmembrane transporter activity. The record is from RefSeq and is a predicted model, not a curated record. NCBI's taxonomy places the organism in Eukaryota, Metazoa, Chordata, Actinopteri, Beloniformes, Adrianichthyidae. Gene Ontology annotation, cellular component: Golgi apparatus; membrane; endoplasmic reticulum.